Molecule: messenger RNA, 1261 nt
Organism: Coccidioides immitis RS
Lineage: Eukaryota; Fungi; Ascomycota; Eurotiomycetes; Onygenales; Onygenaceae
Product: cell division control protein 14
Exons: 2
Coding region: 165-1031 (288 amino acids)
Source: RefSeq, a predicted model, not a curated record
CUCUCGAGUCGGGAUGCCAGGCAUCCAAAUGGAAUAACCAUCGCGUCUUUUAUUUUCAUUUCCUUUCCCUGUCAAUUCUUAAUUUUUUAUAUUGUUUCUUUUGGAGAAAUAGGUUUUACCGACAAUACUCAUAGGCGUCACUUAGUCGCGACACGGACAUUCCAAUGGAGGCACUUCUAGCGCAUUCUUUUGACUAUCUAUCAUCGUAUGAUCAGACUAAGAUUCGCAAAGGGCUGCGUCAAGUCGAAGGCCUACUUGCGCAAAUAUGUUUAUCAAGAUCAAAAGUAUCAGCAUCGGAAAAGCGACGGUCGAUGAUUACCCUAGGAGCCGCGCCCCCUCUGCCCAAAUCCUUGAGUGAACUCUGCGACGACCCGGCGUUUAGGGAGUUUUAUAAGCUGCAGGAAGGGUUUCAGUGGAAUGUUGCAUUACGAUUGAUUUCGUGCCUUGAACACCUCCUAGGUCGCGGGAGCAAUGGUGCUAAUGACCUCUUGAUUAUUGCUGCUCUGGAUUUAAUACAAGGUGUCUUGCUCCUUCACCCACCAUCUCGUGCUCUAUUCGCCAGGGAAGUUUACAUGAAUCUUCUCCUCGACCUCCUCGAGCCCGCCAACUGCCCCGCAAUUCAGUCAUGUACCCUCCUUACACUCGUCACCGCUCUCCUUGACAACCCCGCGAACACACGGACGUUUGAAGAGCUUGAUGGCCUUUUGACUAUUACAUCGCUGUUCAAACUGCGCUCUACGUCGCGUGAGGUUAAGCUGAAACUCGUUGAGUUUCUAUAUUUUUACCUUAUGCCCGAAGCACCCUCGAGCCCUUCGGCAGGGUCAAAUGCGGGAAUCCUGGCUCCACCAAAGGGCGGGGGUAAGUUCUCGAGGAGUACAAAUGGAGCUGGGGAUACUGGACGCGACGGCGCCGCCCAAGACACGAAAACCACGGAGGAAAAGCAAGCGCUACUGGGGAAAUAUCUAAGCAACGUUGAAGAUCUCGUGGAAGAUUUGAAAGAAACUGCACCGUUUGGCGGGACGGUGUACUAGGUGGAUGCCCAUAUUUUUUCGGGUUGAUUUUCGUGGGUGAAUACUUAAGCUGUUAGUACCAUUUGCGGUUCUUUGAUGGUUUUGGAUGCUGCUGCGAGCCUGCGAUGGCGUUUUGAGGAGUAUGGGGGUUGAAUGUAUGAUAUGACUUGACGUGUCGCCGGAAAGAGAUCUGUUUCAAUAUCAAGGUAAUUGCUGAAGACUGAGCACGGAAGAGUUUCCUCUCUUGUUUC